Molecule: messenger RNA, 2306 nt
Organism: Paramacrobiotus metropolitanus
Lineage: Eukaryota; Metazoa; Tardigrada; Eutardigrada; Parachela; Macrobiotidae
Product: sperm-associated antigen 6-like
Exons: 11
Coding region: 271-1914 (547 amino acids)
Biological process (GO): cilium movement
Cellular component (GO): microtubule cytoskeleton
Molecular function (GO): microtubule binding
Source: RefSeq, a predicted model, not a curated record
UUGCUGUACCUGUACCAGGAUGCAUUCAAAAUAAAUGAUAUUUAUUUUGUUACAAGCGAUUUCAAUGGCGUGAAUUACUUGUUUAGGGCGUACUAUCAUAUAUCAAUUUGUCGGGGCUAAAAAAUCGGAAUUCCUAAAAGUUAAGUGAUGGAUUUGUACGAGCAAGUCCGGAAAAAACUGUCCCGUGUUUAUGGAACCCUGCUUUGCUUUAGCUCAGCGCUAAAUUAAUUUGCACCUUCUUCCUGAUUAAGCGAAGCUUUAUUUAUUACCAUGAAUGGAAGAGUGCUUAAUCAGCGUCAGAUUGCUCAAGUUUUUGAGGAUUACCACCGUGCACAAACCACAUUUGUGCAAACAAUAUCGGAAUUAGCAUCGCGGACAAAAAAUAUUGAGUAUUUACAACAAGAAGGUGUUAUGGCCCUGCUGAGACCUUUGCUGUUGGACAUGCGACCGAAUAUUCAGUACAUGGCUGCGAUGGCUCUUGGUCGCUUAGCUGAUAACAGUCCAGAUUUAGCGACCGGUAUCAUUACGGGCGACAUAUUACCCCAAGUUAUUUAUGGACUUGGUAAAAAUGGUGUGAUCUACAAAAGAGCCGCCUGCUUCAUCAUGAAAUCUAUCGCAAAGCACAGCGCAGAACUGGCACAAGCCGUUGUCGAGGGUGGCGGGGCAGCCGGAUUGGUCACAUGUUUGGAUGCACCGGAAGCGGCGCUACGUGAACAGGCCACCGAGGCGCUGGGCUGCAUUGCCAAGCACACCAGCGAUCUGGCGCAGAGUGUUGUGGACGCGGGGGCGGGCCCGUUUCUCGUCUUCUGUCUGCGUGAACCAGAAACAUCGCUGAAGCGGGCAGCUGUGGUCACUCUCGGCGACAUUUGCAAGCAUUCGGCGGAUUUAGCACAGACGAUUGUCGACACGGGAGCGGUACCGUAUCUGGCAAAAAUGAUCGGCGCAGAUGAUGUUCGACUCAGACGAUGCGUUUUUGCCACUUUAAGCCACAUCAGUAAACACACUUUAUUAUUGGCGGAAGUUGUGCUGGAUGCGGAUGUUCUGCCGACAAUGCUUGUGUCCAUGCAUGAUCGGGAUGAGACAGUGGCAAAAAAUUGCGCUGGACUAUUGCGAGAAUUCUGCAAAUAUAGUGAAGAGAUAGCUCAGAUGGUAGUAAACAGCGGCGGAAUCGGCGCCACCGUGGAAUACCUAAACACACAUCGUGGUCCAUCCCGUGUGCCGGGUCUUAUGACUCUCGGUUACCUGGCUGCACACUCGGAGACGAUUGCCGCUGCUAUCAUCGUGGCCAAGGCGCUGCCAUGUUUACAAGCCACUAUCAAGGAGCCCGACGAAGAAGACUACGUUAAGGCCGCCGCUGUCUGGACUAUCGGACAACUGGCAGGUCACAGCUCGGAGCACGCCAACACUAUCUGCACCGGCGAUAUGCUGCCGCAGAUAAUGGCAUUCGCCAGCGAUGACCUUGCCGCUUCCGAAGACUUACGUAAUAAAUCACGCAAGACACUGCGGAAUCUCAUCGACAAAUGUAUCUACCUGCCCAGCUUGGACAUGCUGCUACAGCAUGGCCCGGCCGUGCUCAAAGAUGCCGUUAUAACGCAAUACUCAAAGAUUUUACCGCAUGACGCUAAAGCGAGGAGGGCAUUUGUCGUCAGUGGAGGCCUGAAGUACAUACAGCAACUGGAUGUCACCAAGGGCUCGGCUUUGUACGAAGCGAUUGAGGCGGUUAAUGCGUGCUACCCACCGGACAUUGUCAAGUAUUUUUCGCCGGGAUAUGCGGAACAAUUGCUGGAAAAGGUGGACAGAUUUGCGCCCAGCAAGAAUGAAUAUGAAAAAUACCUGCAGGAUCCUAAUUUAGCUGCGGGCAGAGAAAUAUCAGCGGACAAAUCAAAAAUCGAAAUGAUCUCGGGAAAGUCAUAAAUAUGUGUGACCUGUGACGCUGACGUUUUAAAAUACGUUUCAUUACGGUGCCGAAUCUCCCAGUUCCGCAUGCAGCUGUAUCGGUGCUCGUGAGUCGUGAUCUAAAACACGUUGCAUAGCUGUGUGGAACUGAACACAUCGGUCAGGAUAAAAUAUAAUACAAAAUAUGGAUUCGGAGUUUGUUGUGUUUAUACGUAUACUGGUGAAAAAACUUCGGUAAUGCAAAAAUAUGCUGCAUUCUUAAGUACCUGUGUGCACGAAGUGAUUUAUGAUUAAUUCACGGAGGCGGUAGCGUUUUUUAGCUUAAAUUAUGUUGAACUAACAAUUUGCUGUGUCCCACUACUGUUUACGAAAUACCGAAGACGCUCUGUCGCGGUCACUAUACGAGAUAU